AUGGAAGUGAUCGGGCUAGUUGGCACCGUGCUCGGCGUCAUUGACGUGGCGACGCGAUGCAUAUCGUCCCUGGUGGAAUUGCGCCAGCGGAUGAAGGCGGCCAGCAGCACCGUGGAAUUUCUCUCGUCCCAGUUGGUCACAGUCCGAGCGGCGCUCGGUCAGAUCCACAGCUUGAUCGAGGAAUCCCUGAAUCAAGACGAACAACAUUACCAGCUCACGUUAGAUCUCGGCGUCGCCAUCAACUGUUGCAACCUUCUGAUCCGCCUGCUGGACGAGCAGAUCAGCAGAAUCCAAUACGGCGAUGAUGACGAGCCCACUUUCAACAGCAAGGUCAAUCUGAUCCUCGAAAGCAAGGGCAUUGAACAAUGUCUCACUCGACUCGAUCGACAGAUCAAUGCUCUCAAUCUGCUCAUCACUACCUUCCAGUGCCGAACCCCGAUGGAGCAGCACAGGGUUUUGCAUGAGCGACAGUCACGUAAGGUCUUUGACCAGAUCAAGGAUGAUUCUUCUUCGUUGAUUGUCCUGUGUGAUUCUGCGUCGUUUGUUACCCGACGAACCAAGACGACCACCGCCACCUCCAAGUUCUCCAUGAACUUUAUCUUCGAUGCCGAGAUCCUUCAGGCCAAAGCAUACAAGAGUACGAUGCGAUCGUUGAUGAGGAGAGCACGAAAUCAACCUGGCUCGGCCUCUUCUACUACGCCGGCCGGUUUUCAUCUUGAUUCGGCUUCGGCGACAGCGGCAAAAUGGCCCUUUGCAGGAAGGAAUGUCCGGAUAUCCGCUCCUAUGAAUGCCCACCAUAUGCAACACGUCGUCUAUGACGACGACACCGGCCAAUAUUCAGGCCUUCCGACGGAAUGGCAAAAGUUGCUCGCCGUUAGCGAUGUGGGCGAGCACGACAGACAGCAGCUCGAGGAAUGGAUUGAAAAAGAAAGAAGAAAUUCGACGUCAUAUGAAUUUCCACGGCCUGCCCCAGCACCACCCUUCUGA
Capronia epimyces CBS 606.96 is the source of this 987-nucleotide messenger RNA. RefSeq lists its product as uncharacterized. Bases 1 to 987 code for a protein of 328 amino acids. Lineage: Eukaryota; Fungi; Ascomycota; Eurotiomycetes; Chaetothyriales; Herpotrichiellaceae. The record is from RefSeq and is a predicted model, not a curated record. The transcript is spliced from 2 exons.